CUUCAUCCAGCUAGCCCAGCCGUAGUUUGACUGGAGACCAAGCUCGGCAGUCAGAGGCCAUGGACAUGGACCAGCUCUCUUACGGCAGCUUCGGCUUGAUCGCCUUAGCCACGAUUCUCUUCUCGCUGGUUCUGAGGCAGGCUCUGGGUGGUAAGGACACCGGAGCCAAGCUUCCCCCAGGUCCAUGGAACCUUCCCGUCAUCGGCAGCCUCCACCACCUCGGCGAGGUGCCCACCGUGAUCGCGUCCACCCCUGAGGCUGCCAUGGAGGUGCUGAAGACAAACGAUCUGGCCAUGGCGACCCGUCCGAGCGGCCCCACGCUGGACAUCGUCAGCUCCGGUGGCAAAGGCCUCCUCUUCGCGCCCUACGGCGAGCACUGGCGGCAGAUGCGCAAGGUUUGCAUCGUCGAGCUUCUCAGCACGAGGCAGGUGUGGCGUAUCGAGUCCAUCAAGCAGGACGAGGUGACGUACCUCAUCGAGUCCGUCGCUGCCGCCGCGUCUUCGGUCUUCAACCUCGGCGAGGCACUGGCCAAGCUGACGAGCAAUGUCAUCGCGAGGGCGGCGUUCGGUGGCAAGUGCCCGCAGCAGGAGGAGUACCUCCGGGAGCUCGACAGGAUGACUAUGCUUCUGGGAGGGUUCAGCCUGGUGGACCUGUUCCCAUCGUCUCGGCUGGUGCGGUGGCUGAGCGGCAACGAACGCGACAUGAGGAGGAGCCACGCCCGGUGUCAGCGAAUCCUAGGAGACAUCAUCGAGGAGCGCAAGCAGAAGAAACCAAGCACCGCUGCCAUAAGAGACGACGAAGACCUGCUCGAUGUGCUCCUCAGGCUGCAGAAGGAAGACACUCUCCGCUUACCCCUGACGUCGGAGAUCAUCGGCGCCCUCAUCUUCGACAUAUUUGGAGCUGGUACCGACACCACGGCUGCUACAUUAGAAUGGGCCAUGGCGGAGCUCAUCCACAACCCGCAAACGAUGGCAAGGGCAAAACUCGAAGUCCAAGAGAGGCUGGGAAAGGGCAGAUCCACGGUCACGAAUGCAGACCUCCGCGACCUCCGCUACCUCAGGAUGGUUAUCAAGGAGACGCUAAGGCUGCACCCCGCCGCGGCGCUGAUCCACCGGGCGAGCCUGCAAAAUUGCGAGGUCAUGGGCUACGCCAUACCAAAGGGCACCCAUGUCACCAUAAACGCCUUUGCGGUAGGGAGGGACCCGGCACACUGGGGGGAGGACGCGGAGGAGUUCAGGCCGGAGAGGUUCGAGGAGACAGGCGCCACCAGCGUGGAGUACAAGCAGGGGGCACAGAUGGAGUUCAUCCCGUUUGGAGCAGGCCGUAGGCAGUGCCCCGGAGCCCUGUUCGCCACCAACACCAUCGAGCUCGUGCUGGCUAACCUCUUGUACCACUUUGACUGGGCGAUUCCGGCCGGGGCAGGCCCGGAGACACUGGACAUGAGCGAGGUGUUUGGGAUCAUCUUGCACGCCAAGUCCAGCCUCUGCCUAGAGGCGGUCAGAAGCUCACCAUCUACAGAAGUGUCUGUGUCUUAGAAAUGGCAGCUAACAUCCCAAAAGCUCUACUGGUGCGCAAGCCAGCCGUAAUAACACAUAAAUGUUCAUCAUUUUCAUAUAUCUGAACUAUGUACUCCAAUUCAUUUUAAGAUGAGUUGCCCCAAUACUAUGUUCCUUUGCUAUUUGUUUAAUAAUUAGUCCAUCAAUCUUUGAAAUCAUUUGUAGCCCCCAAGCU
This is a messenger RNA of Lolium perenne, 1731 nucleotides long. RefSeq names its product desmethyl-deoxy-podophyllotoxin synthase. Lineage: Eukaryota; Viridiplantae; Streptophyta; Magnoliopsida; Poales; Poaceae. Gene Ontology annotation, molecular function: iron ion binding; heme binding; monooxygenase activity. The record is from RefSeq and is a predicted model, not a curated record.